AUGAGUAAGGACUUGGGUAAUCUCUCAGCCCAUAAUACUUUGGACCCAGGUCCAACCACCAGCCCUGGAGAACCUACACAAGGGCAGUGGGAAACUGUUCACUUCUCUGGGAAGUACCAGGCUCUUGGAGAAGGAGGUGGGCACUUCUUCACAGAGUGCCCUUCAGGCCAGCACAUGGGUGGUAUCCAGGUCCUGCCAGGGGAAAGUGCCUCUUACAAGAACUCCUGGAACCAGGCCGUGAAGGUUUUGUAUGAGGCAGUGUCCUCAGGUCCUGGAGCAGAGGAGGCCCAGGCAGUAUUUGGAGUCAUGAGCCAAUUCCAUGAGGGCUUCAGCAACCAGGAAAAUGAGGAUUUUAGAAACUUCCAGGCCUUUCCAGGCACUGAGUCUUUGAUUAGUGAUGUCAUAGAUGAUAAGGUUGUUGAUUACAACAACCUUAUCUUACCCCUCAAGUAUCAAAUGACUGAGCCUGUGACCAAUGCAGAAAUGCUCAAUAGUGUCAUCAACUUCCCCAUGAUCUUCAGCAAAGCCUCUGAGUGCAUGCAGCUGGUCUUUGGCAUUGACAUAGAAAUAGACCCCUCUAGUCAUUCCUAUGUUCUUGUCAUUGCCCUGGAUCUUAUCUAUGAUGGAAUGCUAAGUGAUGAACAGAGCAUGCCCAAAACUGGUCUCCUGAUAAAUAUUCUGAUUGUGAUCUUUCUGGAUGGUAGCUGCACCCCUGAAGAGGUUGUCUGGGAAGUGCUGAGUGUGAUGGGUAUACAUGCUUGGAGGGAACACUUUAUCUAUGGGGAACCUAGAAAACACAUCUCUGAAGAUUUGGUGGAGAAACAGUACCUGGAGUAUCUCCAGGUGCCCAGCAGUGAUCCUGUUUGGUAUGAGUUCCUGUUGGGUCGAAGGGCUCAUGCUGUAACUAGCAAGGUGAAAGUCCUAUAGUUUUGGACCAAGGUCAAUGAUACUCCUCCCAAUGCUUUUUCUAUCUGGUAUGAGGAGGCUUUUUAAGAGAUGAAGAGGAAGCCCAAGGCAGAGUUGCAUCCAGGUGUAGUGGAGUGGUCAGGGCCAAGGCAUAUUCUAAGUUCACAUUCAGUAUCUUAUCUUGUCCCAAAUGAAGUCCGAGGCAGACACUUUACUCUGUGUUUGAAGAUAGCAGUCACUUUUUUAAGUAGUGCAAAGGCAGAAUGGGGCUUGAGUGAAUUUAGUAUAUAACAAGUGGCUUUCCUAGUCUGUAUUGGUGAA
This is a messenger RNA of Ictidomys tridecemlineatus (thirteen-lined ground squirrel), 1227 nucleotides long. It is a transcript of the gene Magea4, whose product is annotated as MAGE family member A4. Gene Ontology annotation, cellular component: nucleus. Gene Ontology annotation, biological process: negative regulation of transcription by RNA polymerase II. The record is from RefSeq and is a predicted model, not a curated record. NCBI's taxonomy places the organism in Eukaryota, Metazoa, Chordata, Mammalia, Rodentia, Sciuridae.